Messenger RNA from Dryobates pubescens (Downy woodpecker), 2202 nucleotides. It is a transcript of the gene LMO4, whose product is annotated as LIM domain only 4. The record is from RefSeq and is a predicted model, not a curated record. The coding region runs from base 882 to 1394 and encodes 170 amino acids. The transcript is spliced from 9 exons. Lineage: Eukaryota; Metazoa; Chordata; Aves; Piciformes; Picidae.
GCUGAGAAGUUUAAGUAACUUCCCCACAGUUACUCAUCAGAGACAGAUGUUUCAUCCUGCACAUGUGAAGCAAGUAGACUAACAUAGAUGGAGGGUAAAUUCUUGUAUCUUGCACUUCUUGUUUUUCUAGCCAUCUCUGGGCAUCUGUCAUCAUCGUUGUCUAUCCAGCAGAGAAAAGUCUCUCCCUCAGGCACCAGGAAGGGUCAAAGAACAGGUGUGAACAUCUGAGGAGCUCUGUAUUUGCAGCUUUGGUCACGAGUUCUGAACCCUCAUGAACUUGUGUUGCUGGCUGAAGCCAAAUCAGGGUACAGGAUGUUGUUCUCUCAGGUUCCAGAAUGAAUCCAAGCCCAUGAUGUGGGAAAUAAAGCAACACACAACAGCUUUCUGAAAGUUGGAACUAACUCCUUUGACUCAUUUGGAAAAGACUCAGAACAGGAACAGCUGUCUGUGCUGGCAGCAUUAGGAAGGGCUGCUGGAGAAGACAGGAAGAGCCCUAUCUGAUCAUUAUCGGGAGUGGAGAAAAGCCAUGUGUUAACUUUUCCUUUUGACGUGUGCAAUUAGUUUGGCUCAUGUGGAAGAAACAUGUCAAGAAGUCCCAUUGGCGCCAGCAUUUUCUUGCAUUCAGCCAUGGGCAGAGUUGCAGUUGUUUCCUCUUGCUUCCUUCUGGGAUCCUGUGCCAGGGCAGGAGGUUUAACUCUGCCAGAGGUUAGAAAAGAGGUUGUUUGUCUGAAGAGACAAGGGUGUGGUGAAAAUAUUCCAUGCCAGCCAAGUGAACUGAAACACUAUCUGAAUUACAAAGCAAGCUGGAAAACAAGAUUUAACUGACAGAAGAUCUGGAUCACACCUGUGCUGAGAGGCAGAGAGAACAUGAGUCCCAGGCCAUGACUCUGGAGGCCAUGGUGAACCCCGGCGGCAGCUCGCAGCCGCCCCCGGUGACGGCGGGCUCCCUCUCGUGGAAGAGGUGCGCCGGCUGCGGGGGGAAGAUCGCCGACCGCUUCCUUCUCUACGCCAUGGACAGCUACUGGCACAGCCGCUGCCUCAAGUGCUCCUGCUGCCAGGCCCAGCUGGGGGACAUCGGCACCUCCUGCUACACCAAGAGUGGCAUGAUCCUCUGCAGGAACGACUAUAUCAGGUUAUUUGGAAAUAGUGGUGCUUGUAGUGCCUGUGGACAGUCCAUUCCUGCUAGUGAGCUGGUCAUGAGGGCACAGGGCAAUGUCUAUCAUCUUAAGUGUUUUACAUGCUCUACCUGCCGGAAUCGCCUGGUCCCUGGAGAUCGGUUUCACUACAUCAAUGGCAGUUUAUUUUGUGAACAUGAUAGACCUACAGCUCUCAUCAAUGGCCAUUUGAAUUCACUUCAGAGUAAUCCACUACUGCCAGACCAGAAGGUCUGCUAAAAGGUCAGAGUAAUGCAGAAUGCGUGCCUUCAUCUCAAAUUUUGUUCAUCACAGAUGGAUCCCAUGUCUCCAAGUAGACAAGUCACCUUUGUAGCUAGCAUCAAUGCCAGCUCCAUACCAUUGCACCUUCUUUAUUCUUGAUUGCCCUUCCCACAUUUAUUGGUGUAUUAAAAUGACUGAAUAUGAACAUUAAGGACUCCAUGAACCUGGGCUAAUGGGAGACUGUAGAGAAAAUGAAAAAAUGAUCCACCGGAGGACAUCUUGGGGGGGGUGGGUGGGGAAGAUGACUAAUGAAGCUAAUUAAAAGAAGCAUUGAAAUCUGCUUUCUACCCUCAUUAACAAUUAGCAGGGCACUGGCCAGUUUGUACCCUGUGUUUUACCUUAACAACAUUCUAUUUGCUCUUUGUAUAUUUAAGUGUUGUAAGGAAAUGUGUUUCAAUCAAACCGAACAUGAGAUAAAGAUGUGGCUUUUGUGAUAUUCUAUCACAAACACUUUUAUUGUAUCUCUGUAAAAUACAAUGUAUGUAUGCAUGUAAGUGUUUUUGUCCUGAUGUUGCUACUUCCCAUGGCAAAAAAAAAAACAAAAAAAAAAGAAAAAAAAAGAAAAAAGUCAGGCUCAUAGCAGCUACUGUGUAGAAAUUUUCACCUACUUCUAAUUUGCUGAAUGAAGAAAAAUCUUUUAUUUGUGAUAUUUUCAGAGACAUUUGCUCUAGUAUGGUGUAUUUAAAUAAUAAAAAAGUAAAACAAAACUGAAUUGAGUAUGGGUUUUAGAAGCUUUGUUUUGUUUGGGUCUUUUUUAAUACUUCAU